Drosophila hydei is the source of this 768-nucleotide messenger RNA. RefSeq names its product proteasome subunit beta type-1-like. The record is from RefSeq and is a predicted model, not a curated record. Gene Ontology annotation, cellular component: proteasome core complex. Bases 1 to 768 code for a protein of 255 amino acids. The transcript has a single exon. Lineage: Eukaryota; Metazoa; Arthropoda; Insecta; Diptera; Drosophilidae.
AUGGAUGAGUUCAACAAGAUUUUUAAAAGUUCGGUGUUCGGGGAUGAAGCACGAUGUAGUGAUGAGCAAGAUGAGGAAAUAAAUGAAUUCGAAGAAAUAGGCCGGAAGCGUAAGAAAAAGUUUGAUCCUUACGAGGCAAACGGGGGGACUGUGCUGGCAAUCGCUGGCGCGGACUUUGCUGUGGUUGCUUGCGACACACGAUUAAGCAGCGGCUACAACGUCACAUCGCAGGACCAGACGAAACUGUUCAGGAUGACCAAAGAGUCGAUGGUGGCAUCCACGGGGUGCUGGUGCGACACCCUCGCAUUGACCAGCCUGCUUGAGAUGCGCAUCCAGAUGUACGAGCAGGAACACAAUAAGACCAUGGCGACUGAUUCGCUGGCUCAGAUGAUAUCCAUUGUGAUGUACAACCGCCGCUUCUUUCCCUACUUUACGAGCAGCAUCCUCGCCGGCCUCGACCGUAAGGGCAAAGGCAUCGUCUACUACUUCGAUCCAGUUGGCCACUAUGAGCGCUGCCGUUAUCGUGCUCUCGGCACCUCGUACGCGCUGCUGCAGCCCUGCCUGGACGAGCUACUCGGCUGGGAGAAUCUGUUGCCCUCGAAGCCCGUGCCGGUUUUCAACGUCUCCAAGCAAUCGGCCAUCGAGAUAGCGCAGAAGUGUUUGGAAAUUGCCUCCGAUCGGGAUCUCUUUUCGGGCGAUAAGGGCGAGAUACAGUGCAUCACCAAAGAUGGCGUCACAUCCACAACAAUUUUACUGCGCGGCGAUUAG